UAGCACUUAGUAUUACGCAAUAAAUGCACUCCAUAAGUGGAAGAUUUGAGGAUGACCUGAAACGACAAAGCGGUAGAAUCUGAAAAAGUGAGAGCUAUUUGGAAGAAAAACUUCGGUUGCUAACGGCUAGACGAUUCAAUUAGGGUCUUGGUGCUUGACGUGAAAUCGGCCACUGAAUAAGCGAGGUUCUGCAAAACAACCAAGAUGACUACUUGGAAUGUGCUUGGAAAUAUCCUUCUAACAGCAGCAUUAACACUUUCUGUUUACGUAAGCGGAAUACCAAUGCAGGGUAACAAACGUAUGCUGUUUCAAAAUGGUAUGAAUAAAGAGGAAAUUGUUGCAAGACUGAACGAGAAACUCUCAAUGGUAGAUACAGAAGCAAGAAUAUCAAGGAUAUUUUAUAACAAGAAUGCUACAUUCGAACAAGAUACAUUCAUUGACAUGCCAAAGCAAUUAUUUAAAAUGUUCUUAAACACAGCUGGGAUUGGAAAAAUGGCGGAUGUUCUUUCCAUGUCAUGGAUAGAGAUAACAUCCCUAAAAGGACCCUUUUCAAACGAAAAAGAGCAAGCUUCACAAUGCAACGAACUAUUGCACCCCGAUCAUUUACUGAGCAACGUUAUCCUUGAAAAUUUGAUACCUCUCCAAGAUAAAGUUGCUGAUUCCAAGACGAAAGGCAGUGUAAUCGAAAGUUUAAGGCUGCUGUUUUGCAGUAAAAGCAUGAAGACUGUUACUUUGCAAUACAUGCAGACUGAUGACGUCAUAUCAGGCUUGGUAAUACUAGGCCUUGAUGGCGAUGGAUCCCUCCUCUUCUUUGCAAACGUUGGCUUUUAGUUGGCGAAGAAUCAUAACCAGAAUACGGAAAUCGAAUCAAAUUAGUGGCUUGUAUGCACUUUUUGUUAAUUUGGCAAAAUGUCUAUCGCAUGACACUUUGCCAAAUAUCAGUAAGAGAAAAUAUGUGUAUAGCUGUUGUGUCAAUUUUUCCAUAAAGACAUAAAGAGUCAGAGACAUUAGACUUCUAGAUACGUCUCUAUAUGAAUAAGCUGUUUGUGGUAGCAGACUUAGAAAAAACUAUUUCGACUUUACAAAGUUUAAUCGCAAAUCAAGUCAAAUAUUUAAAUAGUUUAAUAUAGUAUUGUAUUUUGGUAAGUAAUUCACUACGUUCAAAAUAUAGAGAAACAAAAGAGAUGGAUAGGCUGGUUGAAAAUUUUACCAAAAAGUGAAAGCAAGACAGAAAGGAGACCAUUUUAGAACUAGCGAAAGUGUUUUAAUGACUUUUAUUUUCAAGGUUUAAAACAAGCAUUACGCAGUUUGAAACUGAACUGAUUUAUAAAGCCAGUUUUUCUGUUAAAAUCUGAAUAACUUCAAGGAAAAACCGAAAGUUUUGAGAAAUUUUCCCGUUACGCCCAUGGGCAUCAUCAAAGAUUUGAUGAUUAUCCUGCUGAUCAGAAAGUUAAAAAUCUUAAACUUACAAUUUUCCAGGAAAUCAUUUUUAAUUACAGAAUUUGUGAAAAAUUUCUAAGGUGCAACUAAGCAUUUUACGAACUUUUUGCACCAGUAUAACUUGUUAAGGUUUUAAUUCUUCUGCAUGUAAAUGUUGCUUAUGAAAGCUUCAUGUUCAAAUGUAGAGUGAAAUUACUUUAUCAAAAUAACAUUUCUUGUUUUCGAUUAUAAUUUUGUUAACAUCAGAAAUGUGAAACCUCAGCUUAGAUUUUAUACGUUAAAUACUAAAUGGGCUAAUCUGAACAGGCAUUCUGUGAAUAUGAACGAACAUGGAGAAGCAAAUAUAUUGAAAUUCCAUGUAUUUUGCAAA
Molecule: messenger RNA, 1810 nt
Organism: Rhopilema esculentum
Lineage: Eukaryota; Metazoa; Cnidaria; Scyphozoa; Rhizostomeae; Rhizostomatidae
Source: RefSeq, a predicted model, not a curated record